This is a messenger RNA of Camelus dromedarius (Arabian camel), 2612 nucleotides long. It is a transcript of the gene CLYBL, whose product is annotated as citramalyl-CoA lyase. Gene Ontology annotation, biological process: regulation of cobalamin catabolic process. The transcript is spliced from 9 exons. Gene Ontology annotation, molecular function: (S)-citramalyl-CoA lyase activity. Lineage: Eukaryota; Metazoa; Chordata; Mammalia; Artiodactyla; Camelidae. The coding region runs from base 23 to 1045 and encodes 340 amino acids. The record is from RefSeq and is a predicted model, not a curated record.
GUGGGGCCCGCACGUUGGGAAGAUGGCGCUGCAUCUGCUGAGGAGGGCGGCGCGCGGAGUGUCAGCGGCGGCGCUGCCGAGGCUGAAAGCCUCUCUGGCAGCUGAUGUGUCCAGGCUUGGACAUAGUUCCUCACCCAGUCACAAGUACACUCCCCGGAGGGCAGUGCUCUAUGUGCCUGGAAAUGAUGAAAAGAAAAUAAGGAAGAUUCCCGCCCUGAAUGUAGACUGUGCGGUGCUCGACUGUGAGGAUGGCGUGGCUGUGAACAAAAAGAAUGAAGCUCGAUUGAGAAUAGUAAAAACUCUCGAAGACUUUGAUCUGGGCGCAACUGAAAAAUGUGUGAGAAUCAACUCAGUGUCCAGUGGUCUGGCCGAAAAAGAUCUGGAGGCCCUCCUGCAGUCCCGGGUCCUGCCUUCCAGCCUCAUGCUCCCGAAGGUGGAAGGUCCUGAAGAAAUCCAGUGGUUUUCAGACAAGUUUUCGUUCUACUUGAAAGGCCGAAAACUUGAACAACCUAUGAAUUUAAUCCCUUUUGUGGAAACUGCUAUGGGUUUGCUCAAUUUUAAGGCAGUGUGUGAAGAAGCACUAAAGACCGGGCCUCCAGUGGGUCUUUUUCUAGAUGCAGUCGUUUUUGGAGGAGAAGACUUUCGAGCCAGCAUAGGUGCAACAAGUAGUAAGGAAACCCAAGAUAUUCUCUACGCCCGACAAAAGAUUAUUGUUGUAGCCAAGGCCUUCGGUCUACAGGCCAUAGAUCUGGUUUUCAUCGACUUCCGGGAUGGAGAGGGGCUUCUCAGGCAGUCGAGAGAAGGAGCUGCAAUGGGAUUUACCGGUAAGCAGGUGAUCCACCCUAACCAAAUUGCAGUGGUCCAGGAGCAGUUUUCUCCUUCCCCUGAAAAAAUUAAGUGGGCUGAAGAACUGAUUGCCGCCUUUAAAGAACAUCAACAAUUAGGAAAGGGAGCCUUUACUUUCCGAGGGAGUAUGAUCGACAUGCCAUUACUGAAGCAGGCCCAGAACAUUGUUACGCUUGCCACAUCCAUCAAGGAAAAAUGAUCUGUUAAAUGAAGCUCUCAUCAGGAGUUCCACCAGGAUGCAGUCCUGAAACCAGAGUUCUGCCUGAGGUCUGAGGAACGAAGUCAACCCUUCUGCGUGUUUGUAAAUAGCCUGUCAUAUUGGCUAAGGGAUCAAACACACUGGGCCCUGGCCUCAUUCUGCCCUUGGCCGGACGCAGGGAAUUGGAAAGCUGUGCUCAGUCUUAGGACAGAAUUUGGCCAACUCGAAGUGUUUUUCUCCAAUAUGAGCACUUGUUCAGGAAUCAGGAUGGCAUUCAGGAAGAGCAGAGGGGACCACAUUUCCCGGGGUAUAACUGCCGAACCCUAAAUCAAAGACAAAGCUUUCUAUCGACAGGAAGAGUAGAAAACGACUCAUUCUUGAAUCACCUGUGCCUUCCUAUUGACGGAGGGGGGAUCCUGCAACAAUGUCAGACUUCUCAGUUGGUCAAAAUCAAUUUCUCUCUCACACUAUGUGUGCAGCACGUAGACAUACAGAAAACUGGACAUGGUCCCAGAGAUUGGUCUAAGCCCUGGAAGGAACUUUCCAGAUUCCCUUCAUUACAUAAAUAAGACAGCUGAUAUACUGAAAACUCCAUCUUAUGAAAAACAAAGGAGACCAAACACCAACUGACUUUACUGUGAUGUUCAAAUACCUAGCUAAAGGGGAGAAAUUCAGUGAAAAGAAACUGGGGAAGGUGGGGAGGGGUUUGGGCUACGUAAUGCCACAUAGCUGGCUUGGCUGGGUUUUGUUUUAAAACAAUGAAUCAAAUUGCCUUGGUUAUUCAGACACAGUAAAAGAAUCAAGAGAAAAAUGAACAUUCCAUUUCAGAUAGCUUUGUGGUGGAGAAUUCCUUCAGAAGCCUAUCCACUAUAGGCAUCUGACUUAAUUUUCUUUCUUUUAAUGGGCUCUUUUGAGUUCCAUGGAAGGAAGAACAUAAAAACCAACAUGAACUUCUGGCUUAGAGUCUCUGGGAAAACUGUGUUAAUAACCCAAACUCCCAAAUGAGCAAAGGAGUAUGUCUAUUUCCUCCAUGGGAUUUCCAGGGACUGAAAUUCACACAGCAGCUUCCAGGGGAGCUCUGUGCUGCUUCUUCCAGGGUAGCGGGGAGGGAGCCCCACCAGCAUUUCCACACCAGCGACACGUCGUCUCCCUCAAGGGGCCCUGGCCAUUGUGGACUGCCACUGGGCUAUGCCUGGCUGCAGCGCGUGACACUCGUGUGCAAAGCCGUUGUACAAGCUGUAACCCUUCCCUCUCUGUCUACCCAACAAACUCCUAAUUAUUCUUCAAGACACAACUUGAAGGCUACUUCUGUGAGGUCUCCCCAGCUUGCUGGCCCUCCCCCAGCCCUUCCAUUGUAUUGGAUCAGAUUUCUGUGGUAGUACUUUGUAUGUGCAUAUGUGUGUGUGUGUUUCCCCAAAAUGGUGUGGAGGCCCUAAACAGUGGAUAUUGGCAUGCAUCUCCAGAUUCCUCUCCUGCUCAUCUCUCAUCUCACACCCCUCCCCUGGACCAGCUCGCUAAAGAUGUGUUCAUUAAAAUUAGGCCCAGAGCCAUCAUUUCCUCCAUCAGA